Linum trigynum is the source of this 2755-nucleotide messenger RNA. The record is from the annotation of a GenBank genome assembly. NCBI's taxonomy places the organism in Eukaryota, Viridiplantae, Streptophyta, Magnoliopsida, Malpighiales, Linaceae.
CUAAUCUUGCUUCCUCUAUCCUCCUCGGUUCCUUAUCUAUCUCUCAACUCCCUCUAUCUCUUCUCCAAAUCACCCUGCAGUUAUAUCGAUAGUGUGUGUCAAGAUCCAUACCUCCAUCAUCUUUCAACGACUCAAAUCACAUAAUGAAUUUCAAAAAAAGCUGAGAAUGGUGGGUUGCUCAUCGUAUCGAAACUAAACUCAUCUCGUGAAUCUUAAUUCAUUUCAAUUAGCUUGACUGCUAGUUUCGUCAAUGUGACUCGAACCACACCGAUGCGGCAAUGCCCACCCCAGGGGCGGAGCCAGAGCAGGCCAAGGUGGGUCGGCUGCACCACCUUGGUUUUGCAACACCUCGGCAAGUAAUAGGCUUUUUCAGUUCUGCAGACUUUGUUUUAUGUUCAUAAUUCAUACUUUGUUCUUGGUCGAAGCUUGUAUAAGUAGCUGCUUUGAUCGAAUAACAUAAAAGGAAGCUUGCUUUUGUGUUUGAUCAAUACGUCGACGUUUUAAAAUUACUUUAAUUGACGUGAAAGUGGGCUUACAUGUUACAUAUCACUUUAAGUCUUUACCCUUAUUUUUCUUUGAGCUUGCUACAAAAAAACGAGUUUCUCUCAGGUUUGUGGGCUUAAGUUUAACUUUAGUGGCCCAUUAGCUUCUCUUUACUACACGUUUUUUACAAUAACUCAAUUAAGGUUAGCUUAGUAGUUAGGUCACAUAUGAAGUUGUGGACAUGGGCUAUUAGUGCAUAGGCAACAAUUUGUAGUACGUAGGUUAGUAAGUUAAUUGGGACUUGGGAGUCUAUCUCUUGGAUGUUGCUGAUUUGGGUAGGUUUACUAGAACGGUUUGGCGGUUGUUAGGUUUAAACAUUAGGUUUUUCUAAUUAUAUAAGAUGUAUGUUCCGCGUUAGUUCAAAAUUAAUCAAUCAAAUAAUAAACAAAAAUUUCGACGGAAUUAAUAAAUCAAAUAAUAAAAAAAAGGUUUUUCGACGUCUACAUCGUCUCUUACUUGUCAGUUACAGGCAAAAUCAUUGAACUUGUGGGUGCGAGUUCAUCAAAAGAAAGAUCGUUAAACUCAUUUGGCAAGCCGAGGUCGAGAUUAAACUUUCAUUAAUUUGUUUUGUUCAGCAAUACCCAACAUAUGAGUCAAUGACGUCACUUGCUGCUCAUCGUUCACAGAGACUCGCUCCACUGUUCGAUCCACCUUAGUGAAAUUCCUACCUACGCCCUGGCCCACCCCAUAACUAGUUGUUUGGGACUUGCUUGACCCAGAUUAUGCUCCAACUCCCAAGUGUAGGCCCAACACGUUAGUUGAAAAGUCAGCCCACCUUUGUUGCUCUUUCUUUUUACACCCGCAUGAAAAAGGCUUUUUUUUUUCUCUUCCAAUUUGAUGCUGCAUAAAAAAAAUAAAAAUAAAAUAAAAUACGGUAUAAUCCCAGAAAUUCCACACCUCCACCCGACGCGGCUUUUCCCUCCUUUUUUUAUUAUUAUUAAUUUUUGGGUUGGCGCUUGCCAGACACACAUUAUUCUUUUUCCACCCAAUCAAAAUCCGCCAGCUGGUUUUUACUCGGAGAACUAUGUAUAUAUACAUUCCCCUUCCCCAAUUCCCCUCACCAACGCCAUUUCUGAUUCUCUCAACCAUCUUCACAGACAAAAUUCUCUCAUCCAAUCGACGGCGACAAACCACCGAUUAAUUCAAUUCGAUCCCAUCGGAAAGCGAAUCACCAAUCAGAAGAAGAAGAGGAAGAAACAGAGCAGAGCGGAGCGGAGGAAUUGAAUAUGGGGAACUACGUCUCCUGCACGCUGGCGACUCCGUUGAUCAAGAGCGGGAAGGCGGCGAGGGUGGUUUUCCCCGGCGGCGAGGUGAAACAGUUCCGGGAACCGAUGAUCAGAGCGGCGGAGAUCAUGUUCGAGUGCCCGAAUUUCUUCCUCGCCAACUCCCAGUCGCUCCACAUCGGCCGCCGGUUCUCGCCGCUGCCGGCCGACGAGGAGCUCGAGCUCGGUAACGUCUACCUCACGUUCCCCAUGAGGCGGGCCAGCUCCGUCGUCACCGCCGCCGAUAUGGCGGUGUUGUUCAUGGCGGCGAAUUCGGCCGCCAAGCGGAUCGCCGGGGGAUCGCCGGCGGCUGGAGGAGGAGGAGGAGGCAGGAUCCGGCCGGAGGAGGUGGAGCCGGAGCGGGUGAGCGGCGGCGGAGAAGGGGGGAGGAAGAGCUUGGAGGAGAUGUCGGAGGAGUUGGAGAUUCACGCGGAGUUUAAGCACAGGAUGUCGAUUUGUCGGUCGAUGAAGCCGAGGCUGGAGACGAUUAGGGAAGAGCCGGCGACUGCGGUGCUUUCCAGAUGAACUUCGGUACGGCGGCGGCGGCGGCGAAUUCCGAUCUGAUGUUAUUGUCUUUUUAAAACUAUAACAGAGCAAGAGCUUGAGGAAGGUUCAGGGAUGGUGGGGGGGAGUGAAAAUGAUAUUUGGUUUGUUUUGGGUAGUGAAGUGGAAUUUUUUGAGACUUGGGGGAUUAGAUGUAGAAAGGAAUGGAAGAAAUGUAGAUAGUGAGGGGGAUGGAAAUGGGAUGUAUACAUUGGGAUAUUGAGAUUAUUGUUUUUGUUGAUUGAGAAGAUUCAAUUAAUUCAAAUUAUUAUUUUGAUUUGAUGAUCAUAAUAUUUAUGUGUACAAUUAUAGUGAUAAGUUGUUUGAGCUUUAUCGUGGGUUAUUGUCAAUAUAUUCAUUCUUCUAGUAAAGAAAAAUGCAUGUCUGAACAAAUUAUGAAAUUCAAU